Trichoderma breve is the source of this 660-nucleotide messenger RNA. RefSeq names its product ctr copper transporter family domain-containing protein. Lineage: Eukaryota; Fungi; Ascomycota; Sordariomycetes; Hypocreales; Hypocreaceae. Gene Ontology annotation, molecular function: copper ion transmembrane transporter activity. Gene Ontology annotation, biological process: copper ion transmembrane transport. Gene Ontology annotation, cellular component: membrane. The record is from RefSeq and is a predicted model, not a curated record. The transcript is spliced from 3 exons. The coding region runs from base 1 to 660 and encodes 219 amino acids.
AUGGAUAUGGACAUGGGCAUGUCGUCUACCACCACGGCCGCCAGCGCCACUCCCACCGGUGCCAUGAUGGGCGGUGGCAUGGAUGAUGAUAUGGGCAUGGGAAUGGGACCGGCAGGCAUGUGCAAGAUCUCUAUGCUUUGGAACUGGAACGUCCUGGACACGUGCUUCAUUUCCUCGAGCUGGCAAAUCACGUCCAAGGGCAUGUUUGCGGGUUCCUGCAUCGGUGUUGUCCUCCUCGUGAUCGCCCUGGAGUUUCUACGUCGCCUAUCCAAGGAAUACGACGGCUUCCUGAUCAAGCAGCACGCCGCCAAGUUUCGGAACGCCUCAGCUCCCGCCGUGGUCACUACCACCGCUGCAAACACGGCCGUCAAGGCGGGCGGCGAGUCGGUCAACAGUCAGGAUGUAACUCGAGCCGCCGGUAAUGCCAUGCCGCCCUUCCGCCCAAACGUGCUCCAGCAGGCCGCACGUGCGCUACUGCACAUGGUUCAGUUUGCCAUUGCAUACUUUGUCAUGUUGUUGGCCAUGUACUACAACGGGUACUUCAUCAUCUGUAUCUUCAUCGGUGCCUACAUUGGCGCUUUUAUCUUCCAAUGGGAGACUCUGACUGUCGGCUCUGAUAAUACUAGUGCUACAAACAACCCUACCGUCUGUUGCGGUUAA